UGUGGAAUUCAAGUUUUUGAGUUUUUAAUCAGUGACGAGUGAUAUUUUUGAAUUUUUUUCGACGAUUUGAUCGAAAAAUAAUUGAUUUUGAUGAAGUUUUAUUGAAAAUAAAUAUUCUACGAUGUCCAAAACAUCGAAAGGUUCGAACUCCGGUGGUGGAGCUGGCCAGAAAAACAAUAACUCGAAUAAUCCCUCCGGUAACGAAAAACAAAAGAAAGGCUUCGUCAAACAAGACUACAGCACGAAACGUAACAGAUUCAAGAAAAUCAAGAACACGAAGAACCCAGCUAAUACGUACAAGUUCGCUAAAGCUGAAUACGAUCGUUUAAGAAGCGAGAAGAAAGCUGCGAAAGAAAGAAGACAGCAAAGACAAGCAGAAAUCGAAGCUGCUAUGAACGUUUACAAAGAAAAGAAGAAACUGAAGAAUAAAAAGCUCUCGGCUAAAACCGCCAAGGGUCAACCAAUCAUGAAAAAUAGAAUCGAAUUGUUACUCGAUCAAAUCCAAAACACUGUUAAAAGCUAGAAGUCCAUUCCGGAUAAGGAUUGAUAUUGGUACAUUUUCGUAUCGAAUGUAAAUAUUACGAAUAAGUGACUGUUUUUAUAAAAAUUAUUUAUUGAAUAAAUAUUGAAAAUUUUGAAAAAACAGGAAAUUUUUAAUUAUCACUCGA
This is a messenger RNA of Planococcus citri (citrus mealybug), 668 nucleotides long. RefSeq lists its product as uncharacterized. Lineage: Eukaryota; Metazoa; Arthropoda; Insecta; Hemiptera; Pseudococcidae. The record is from RefSeq and is a predicted model, not a curated record. The transcript has 3 exons. Gene Ontology annotation, cellular component: nucleus. Bases 122 to 523 code for a protein of 133 amino acids.